UUGGUGAAUCUUGUGCGCAUGCUCUGUUGCCGCUGGUCGCCGUGGGCUUGUAGCAUCAACAGCUUGAAAGCGAGGAAGAAGCAGUGGGAUAUUAUCUCGCUUGUUUCUAGUAUUUUCCAUUCCCUUUCCCCUUCCCGGUUGGUAUUGCAGGAGAUAAUUUCACCGGAUUUGCUGUUUUUGGUAUCAGAAGAAACUUUGCAAACGAGGAAUUUCAUCUUGCAAACGCUAGCUAAGGUUAACGUUAUACAAACACGGUCACAAGCUGAUGGCGGCCACUGUAGAGGAGCUGUAUCGAAACUAUGGGAUCCUUGCAGACGCAAAGGAUGACUUGAGUCAGCACAAGGAUGCAUAUCAAGUCAUUCUGGAUGGGGUGAAGGGGGGCCCGAAGGAGAAACGUCUGGCCGCCCAGUUUAUCCCUAAAUUCUUCAGCAGUUUCCCUGAACUGGCUGAUGCUGCCAUCAACGCACAGCUCGACCUAUGUGAAGAUGAAGAUGUCUCAAUCCGUAGGCAGGCUAUCAAGGAACUCCCUAGAUUUGCUGCUGGAGAAAACCUCCCUAGAGUGGCUGACAUCCUGACACAGCUUUUGCAAACAGAUGAUUCUGCAGAGUUCAACCAAGUGAACACAGCAUUGAUCUCCAUAUUCAAGAUUGAUGCCAAAGGUACUCUGGGUGGUCUGUUUAGCCAAAUACUGCAUGGAGAAGACAUUGUGCGGGAGCGGGCUAUUAAGUUUCUCUCCACCAAACUCAAGACAAUGCCUGAAGAUGUUAUGACAAAAGAGGUUGAAGACCACAUUUUCACUGAAACCAAGAAAGUGCUGGAGGAUGUGACGGGGGAGGAGUUUGUGUUGCUGAUGCGCAUUCUGUCCGGUCUGAAGAAUCUGCAGACGGUGAGCGGGCGGCAGCAGCUGGUGGAGCUGGUUGUGGAGCAGGCCUUCCUGGAACAGGCGCUCAACCCGGCCGACGCAGACGCCGUAGACCGUCUGCUGCAGUGCACGCGUCAGGCUCUGCCCCUGUUCUCGAAAAAUGUGCAUUCCACACGUUUUGUGACGUAUUUUUCUGACAACGUCCUGCCAAAUCUCAGCACAUUGACCAGUCCAGUGGCAGAACUUGAUAUCCAACUGGAGGUUUUGAAGUUGUUGGCAGAAAUGAGUCCGUUCUGUGGUGAUAUGGAGAAGCUUGAAAACAACCUCAAGAUGUUGUUUGAGAAACUCCUGGAGUUCAUGCCUCUGCCCCCAGAGGAAGGAGAGAACGGGGAGAACACCGCCAACGAGGAACCCAAGCUGCAGUUCAGCUAUGUGGAGUGCCUUCUGUUUAGCUUCCACCAGCUUGGCAAGAAGAUGCCCGACUUCCUCAUUGACAAAAUCGAUGCAGACAAGUUGAAAGAUUUCAAAAUCAGGUUGCAGUACUUUGCCAGAGGACUGCAGGUGUACAUUCGUCAGCUCAGAGUUGCACUGCAGGGCAAGACAGGGGAGGCACUUAAAACGGAGGAGAACAAAAUCAAAGUGGUGGCUUUGAAAAUUACCAACAAUAUCAACGUCCUCAUCAAGGAUCUGUUCCACAAUCCUCCUUCCUACAAAAGCACUGUCACUCUGUCCUGGAAGCCUGUGCAGAGGGAGGCUGCAGCAGUCGGCGAGAAACGGCCGCCUGGGGAUGAUGUUGGCCCUGGCACCACUGUGAAGAAGCUGGCACCAACGCUGCCCAGGAGAGAUGCCCGUCAGAUCUACAACCCCCCCAGUGGCAAAUACAGUGGUACCAUCGGCAACUUCCCAAAUGAACAGCGUGGUGGUUUCCGAGGAGGUAGAGGUCGAGGCUUUGGAGGCAGAGGGAACCGGAGCCGAGGAAGGAUCUACUGAGUGGUGAAGGACUGUCUGUUACCACAUAACACACACACACAAACUGAGGCAUAAGAAGACCGUUGGUGCGCUGAGCUUGAUCACCUCAGUGCCAUUGUCCAAUCUACAGCGCAAUUUUAGAUCCUGUUUUUGUUCUUUCCAAGAGAAUUUUUGAUCCCUUCCAGAGAAUGAUCCGCAUCACGUUUUGUUGUAGUUUUCCUUCUUUGCCUGACCUUUUUGUGGAACAAGGACUGCCAACUUGUACUUUGAUAGUUUGUUUUUGAUUGAUGGAGAAAAAAUGAUUGUUUUACAAAAUGACUUACAUUGUACCUUUUUUAUUUAAUCUUUUAAUUUUUUUAGAGAUUCAUGUUUGACGUAGAGAAACCUGUUGCAAGUUUGUAAAAUCCUGAUAAUGUUUUUCAUCUGAAUUUUUAUCAUAAACUUGUAUUUGAAGUCA
Molecule: messenger RNA, 2288 nt
Organism: Sardina pilchardus (European sardine)
Lineage: Eukaryota; Metazoa; Chordata; Actinopteri; Clupeiformes; Clupeidae
Gene: api5
Product: apoptosis inhibitor 5
Exons: 14
Coding region: 266-1852 (528 amino acids)
Biological process (GO): negative regulation of apoptotic process
Cellular component (GO): nucleus
Molecular function (GO): RNA binding
Source: RefSeq, a predicted model, not a curated record